Messenger RNA from Funneliformis geosporum, 219 nucleotides. The record is from the annotation of a GenBank genome assembly. NCBI's taxonomy places the organism in Eukaryota, Fungi, Glomeromycota, Glomeromycetes, Glomerales, Glomeraceae.
AUGACUCGUGUAAAAAAUAACCACUCUAAUAAGUGUCCACCAAUAAUUUGUUCUGCAUAUUUUCGUGAAACUCCUGCCAAAGAUUACAGCUUCUUUGGUUUCUAUCAAUACCGUCAAAAGCAACCCGAUUUUACUUACUCGUUUCAAAAGGAGGCUCUUAAACUCAAGAACGAUCUCAACGUACUAGUGAAAGAUGACUCAGAAGAAGUAAAAACGGCU